Messenger RNA from Sphaerodactylus townsendi, 6332 nucleotides. RefSeq names its product bone morphogenetic protein receptor type 2 (gene BMPR2). Lineage: Eukaryota; Metazoa; Chordata; Lepidosauria; Squamata; Sphaerodactylidae. Gene Ontology annotation, cellular component: plasma membrane; signaling receptor complex. Gene Ontology annotation, molecular function: transforming growth factor beta receptor activity; ATP binding. Gene Ontology annotation, biological process: BMP signaling pathway; cellular response to growth factor stimulus; protein phosphorylation. The record is from RefSeq and is a predicted model, not a curated record. Bases 993 to 4157 code for a protein of 1054 amino acids. The transcript is spliced from 14 exons.
CGGGGCGUGGCGGCGCCGACGGGCCGGGCGCUGAGGCUGGCGGUUGAGCGGCGACUCCCCUUUGUGUCUGGGCUGAGGGGAAAGGGAGGGGAGCGCCGGGGACGGGGAGGCGGCGAGAGAAACCCCCCCCCUCCUUCAUUCCUCGCCCGCCCGCCCGCCCAGACGCCUCUGUUGCCACACACUUGCCCGCAGGGCGAAGCGAGGAAGGCGGCUCCACAAGGCGGGGGAGCCGGAGCGCCCUUCCGACGAGGCGCCGUGAAGGGAGGUCGGGCGGCGAGAGGAGGCUCCCCCCUUCGCAGCCGUGGGGGAGCGAGAGGGGCUCGGCUGCGAGAGGGAAAAGGGCCUCCCCGGUGGAUGCUGCUUCGUCAGGGGACUCUGAGAAGCUCUCCCCCCCCCUUCUUUUCCUGCCCCCCGUCUAGGCCGAAGUGGGUCCGCCCUCAGCAUCGCAUCGUGCCUCCCCAUUAUUUUCCGCUCCCAGACCCAACAUGGGGCGACGGCCGCUGGACAUUCCUCUCGAAAGAGGCGACGCCUGGUUAUUUUUAAAUGUGAAGUGACCCUAAGGGGUUUAUUAUUUGGGUAGGGGGGUGUUUCCUCCCUCCACGCCCCUUCCUGGGAAACCUGGGCCUUUGACACCCGCAACCGGUAUCUGCCUUUGGGAGGGGGGGGGGGGGUUUGAGGAAGCUGCUGCAAAGUGACAAUCGGUUUUCCCCCCCUCUGGAAGGGAUGCGUGUGAAACUGGAGGGCUGCUUUGGUCCUGGGAAGACGCGUGGGAAAAGCGAAGGAGGAAAGCGAAGCCUUGAAAUAUGAAGACGGACUCGCGUAAUGGAGUAAGACCUCAGGCAGCCGCGCUCGUCUGCCAUUUGCCCUUUCAGACUGGAUUGCUGCAAACCAAGAGGGUUUUUUAAAACAGGAAAAGACGCUUUGGAGACAGGAGAUUUCUUCUUGUCGGGAUCGUUACUUUUUUAUUAUUAUUAUACACCUCCCUCGCCCUGAUGCCCCCCCACCUCCCAAAUAUGACUGCCUCGUUGCAGCAGCACCUUUUGCUGGUGCUGCUCUUCGCCAGUGCCACCUUGCUGCUCGGCAUUGCGGCUGCUGCUCAGAGUGAAGAGACAACGUGCGCUUUUAGGGACCAAUAUCAAAAUGAUCAUGGAAUUAGCGAAAGUCGGAUUUCUCAAGAGAAUGGUACAGUCCUGUGUAUGAAAGGCAGCACCUGCUUUGGUCUCUGGGAGAAGACACGAGAAGGAGACAUACAUCUUGUGAAGCAAGGAUGCUGGACUCACUUAGGUGACCCCCACGACUGUCAUUUGGAAGAGUGCAUCGUAACCACCACCCCAUCUUUAGUUCAGAAUGGGACAUAUCGAUUCUGCUGCUGCAGCACCGACUUGUGCAAUGUCAACUUCACAGAGAACUUUCCACCGGAUCCCACCGAUGCGAUGCCUUUCAAUUCAUCUCAUUCAUAUCACCGAGAUGAAACAAUUGUCAUAGCUCUGGCAUCAGUAUCUGUACUGGCUGUUUUGGUGAUCGCUCUUUUCUUUGGAUACAGGAUGUUUGCAGGGGACCGAAAGCAGGGGCUGCACAGUAUGAACAUGAUGGAAGCAGCAACAUCAGAACCCUCAUUAGACCUGGACAAUCUGAAGAUGCUGGAGCUGAUUGGUCGAGGGCGAUACGGAGCAGUGUACAAAGGCUCCUUAGAUGAGCGUCCUGUGGCUGUAAAAGUCUUCUCCUUCACAAAUCGCCAGAAUUUUAUCAAUGAGAGGAACAUCUACAGGAUCCCGCUGAUGGAGCACGACAACAUUGCCCGCUUCAUUGUAGGGGAUGAGAGAAUCACUACAGAAGGGCGGAUGGAAUAUUUAUUAGUAAUGGAAUAUUAUCCCAAUGGUUCUCUGUGCAGAUAUUUGAGCCUCCAAACCAGCGACUGGGUGAGCUCUUGUCGUUUAUCACACUCCAUCACACGGGGCCUGGCCUACCUGCACACAGAGUUACCUCGCGGAGACCACUACAAGCCCGCAAUCUCCCACCGGGAUCUGAAUAGUCGCAAUGUACUGGUGAAGAACGAUGGGACGUGUGUCAUCAGCGAUUUUGGCCUGUCCAUGAAACUGACAGGAAAUCGGUUAGUCCGCCCUGGAGAGGAGGACAACGCAGCAAUCAGCGAGGUUGGUACGAUCCGCUACAUGGCCCCUGAAGUGCUAGAAGGAGCUGUGAACUUGAGGGAUUGCGAAUCGGCUCUGAAACAAGUUGACAUGUAUGCACUAGGCUUGAUCUACUGGGAGAUUUUUAUGAGAUGCACUGAUUUGUUCCCAGGGGAGGCCGUGCCAGAUUUCCAGACAGCGUUCCAAGCAGAAGUUGGAAACCAUCCCACUUUUGAAGAUAUGCAAGUCCUAGUUUCAAGAGAAAAGCAACGACCAAAAUUCCCAGAGGCCUGGAAAGAGAACAGCUUGGCUGUGAGGUCGCUGAAAGAGACAAUCGAAGACUGUUGGGAUCAGGAUGCUGAAGCUCGGCUAACAGCCCAGUGCGCUGAGGAGAGGAUGGCUGAACUCAUGUUGAUUUGGGAGAGAAACAAAUCUGUUAGCCCAACCGUGAACCCCACAUCUACAGCUAUGCAGAAUGAACGGAACCUGUCACACCACAGACGUGUGCCAAAGAUCAGACCUUAUCAAGAUUAUUCUUCUUCGUCGUACAUCGAGGACUCAGUUCAUCACCCUGACAGCAUAGUGAAGAAUAUUUCCUCCGAGCUUUCGGUGACCCCCACGCCGCUGACGCUCGGGGAGAAGAACAGAAACUCCAUUAACUACGAGAGGCAACAAGCACAAACCCGUAUCCCGAGCCCCGAGACUAGCGUCACGAGCUUGUCUACCAACACAACCACCACCAACACAACGGGCCUGACUCCAAGCACGGGCAUGACCACCAUAUCCGAAUUGCCUUACUCAGGCGAAACAAACCUCGGCGCCGCAAACGCCAUGCAGCCGCUUGGCCCCACGCCCGUUUGCCUGCAGUUGACAGAGGAAGACUUGGAGACCAACAAGCUGGAUCCAAAGGAAGUGGACAAGAACUUAAAGGAAAGCUCUGACGAGAACCUGAUGGAGCAUUCCCUGAAGCAGUUCAGUGGUCCAGAUCCACUUAGCAGCACCAGCUCCAGCUUGCUGUACCCGUUGAUAAAACUGGCAGUAGAAGCCACGGGGCAACAAGACUUCGCACAAGCUGGAAAUGGCCAAGCCUGCCUGAUUCCAGAUGUCCAGCCUGCUCAGGUCUACCCUCUUCCCAAGCAGCAGAACCUCCCAAAGAGGCCUACCAGCCUGCCCUUAAACACCAAAAACUCCACCAAGGAGCCCCGGCUGAAAUUUGGAGGGAAGCACAAAUCAAACUUGAAGCAAGUCGAAACUGGAGUGGCCAAGAUGAACACUAUCAAUGCUGCAGAACCCCACGUGGUGACCGUUACCACCAACGAAGUGGCCGGGAGGGGCCACGCCAUGAACUCUCAUGCUGUACCAACCCAGUAUGUCAACGGCACAGUGCCUUCCGGCCAAGGAACUGGCUCAGGGGCGCACCGGGCCCAGGAAAUGCUGCAGAACCAGUUCAGCGGAGAGGACAGUCGCUUGAAUAUCAACUCCAGCCCCGACGAGCAUGAGCCCUUGCUGAGACGAGAGCAGCAAGUGAGCCAUGACGAGGGCGUCCUCGAUCGCCUCGUGGAUAGGAGGGAUCGAUCCCUGGAUAAUGGCAGACCGAAUGCCAACAACAACAACAACAGCAGCAACCCGUGCCCCAUGCAAGGCGCAGCUGCCCUCGGCGACCAGAGCGUGGCACCGACAGAGCGUGGCACUGGACAGACCCACACUAGAAGAGCACAGAGGCCAAACUCGCUGGAUCUAUCGGCCACAAAUAUUUUGGACGGCUUUAGUAUGCAGUUGAGCGAGUCAUCCCUAGAUGGCAAACCCGGCUCAGGAGAGAAGAUCAAGAAACGUGUGAAAACGCCGUAUUCUCUGAAGCGGUGGCGCCCUUCUACGUGGGUCAUCUCCACCGAGCCCCUGGACUGUGAGGUCAACAACAAUGGUCGUGAUAGGGUGGCCAGUUCAAAGUCCACCACAGCUGUCUAUCUCGUAGAAGGAGGUACUGCCACCACCAUGGUGUCUAAAGAUGCAGGAGUGAACUGUCUGUGAAUUGUUGAAAAGCUGACAAAAAAAAUGACAUUUUUGCAUUCUGUUAAAUAUGCAGAAGACUUUUUUUAAAAAGAAAAACCUGCUUUCUCCCGUCAGCGCCCCUUUACGGAGGACUCGCUUUAAAUAGAUUUCAGCUAUGCAGACCAUUUUUAGCUUAUGCUUCCAUAUUUUUAAUUUUAACUUUAUUUUAUUUUUUACUUUGGUUUUGCACUUUUAUUUAGUAUUGCAGAAACUACAUCUGUCCGUUCGGACCGCGGAAUUCUAUAUAUGUGUAUCAAAUGCUGCGGUCUCAAAAUAUUUUUUUUAAAAAACGAAAACAAAAAAAUGUAUUGCUGAUAAUCAGUUUGGACCGGUUUCUAAAGGUCACUAAAUGCGUAAGCCAAUUAAUGAGGUGAGUUUGGCUGCGGUGGUGUCUGCCGUUCACGUUUUGAGUUCUGUGCAAAAGCUAGUUUGUAUGUUUCUGUAUGGCAGAGCGUGUUUACCUUUCGAACACCUUUAUUUUCACUUGUAUUACGUUAAAAUGUGCAAUAGUCUUGUAGUUUGCAGUAGCCUUUGUGUUUCCGACCCUUCUGGACAUUCUUUCCUUUUUCAAAUGAAAACUGUUUUUUAAUGAACUCCAACAGUUCGGCAGCCGCUGGUUCUCAAGUGUGAACUUUGCACAGCAUAAUCAGCUUGAAGCGGUUGCUUGUAUCUGUCUGUGUGUGCGCGCGCACGCACACACUAAGGCCACAGUUAUUGCAUGAUUCUCCCUGCCUUGAACGGACUUUAAAAAAUAAUCACGAAGAACACUUUUUUUCUCCUUUCAUCCUUCCAAAUUGGGAAAUUUUGAUUUUUCUCUGUAGUAGAUCAUGCAGGUCUGGAAAGCUCUUAAGAAAGCAUUGAAGAAAUGUAAUGAAUCAAGGGUCAGUUCAUACAACCUGAGAAGAUUUGCCCAAUAAACUUUGCCCCAAAAGCUUUGUAUCAAUAAACUUGCCUCCAAUUGGCAGGUUCACGACAUCAAAACUCUAGCAUACAGUAAGCUCUUUCACAAAAUCAAGAUCCUUGUGAUCGUUGCAACCGUUUUGCGUAUAAAAUUGUCCUAAAAUGCUUACCAAUUUUCAUUUUAUCUUUUAUGCAAUUUUCAUGGUUUAAACACAGUUUGUAUUUGUGUACAUUUUUUCCUUAACAAAACGCCUUCAGUGUAUAUUGAAAAGUACAUUUUUACCUAAUCUGGAUAUAAGUUAUCUUAAAAAAAAAAAAACAUUUACUGUGGGUAGAAUUUUUUUUAAUGUAGAAGAGCUAAAACAUGAACUCGCUGAGAUGAUAGUCACGUGAUGAGUUAAUGUGCUUCUGUUAUUUUUUUUGCUGCCUAAACUGAGUACCGGUGGGUGUCCAGAGCUAUAUGGCUUUGGGUGGCCUCUGUGCACUAUAAUUGGUUGGUCUGAGAGUGUUGUGAAAAGGACUGCCUUCCUUCAGAUCCCCCCCCCCCUUUCAUCGUGUCUUCAGAGCACUACUUCAGCCUAUCGGAAGAACAUAUCGAGAUUUUCUAGGGGAGACAUUCAGGACACAUGCACCCCUAUGUACAUAGACUCAGUUACCACACAGCUACUGAAAAUCCCACUGCCAUUGAAAUACCAUUUUGAAAAUCAAUAGACAGAAGCUAGUAAAUAUUAGCGUACCGGCCCUUGUGCUAGUGUGAGGCCCUUUGUCUUAGCUGUUGUUGAGACCUUGAAAAGAGAGACGGAAAGAGAGCGAGAGAGAACUAGGUAGUCUUGGUGAUGUGGUUCUGAAGAAGAAAUUGAGCUGUGCGUGAAGAAGAAAUUGGGCUGUGUGUUUUGUCACAGCCUGAGACAUCUGCAAAGGUUAUUCUCCUCUCCUUACCAAAAUCGGGUUGUUCCCUUCAUUCUUCUCUUGCCUACAUUUCUGUACUGUAAAAAGCCUUGUGCAUUACUCUCUGCAUUUGCAACCUUUGAUUUCUUUCAGGUCUAUUUGAGUCCUUGCGUUGGUUUAGGUGAGAAGAAACCUGGGGCCCAGCGCAGCAAAUAAGGAUAGAAUUUAGAAUCUGUCAUGCUUAUGAGAGCCAGCAUGGUCUAGUGGUUAAGAGCGGUAGACUCUAAUCUAGAGAACUGGGUUUAAUUCCUCACUCCUCCACAGGAGUGACGGAUUCUUAUCUGGUGAACUGGAUUUGUGACCCCU